This is a messenger RNA of Lactuca saligna, 327 nucleotides long. Lineage: Eukaryota; Viridiplantae; Streptophyta; Magnoliopsida; Asterales; Asteraceae. The record is from the annotation of a GenBank genome assembly.
AUGUCAUUUCACAACAGCGCUUGUCAGCAUGCUGCUCCAACCUUUGUCAAUUUAAUGAAUGCUGGAAUUCUUAGGCAUGCUACACAUAAUAAGAAUAUGACCAUACAAACACGUAAUCAUCCACUACCAAUAACAGGAAGUCAACGCCUCCAACGUGAAGACCUAGAUGCAUUCUCUGUGGCUAUUGUUGUGAGUAUUGCCUUCUCUUUCACUCCUGCUUCGUUUGCUAUUGCUAUUAUGAAGACUAGGCUUAGAGCAAUGGUUGCAGGAGAUGAGUUCAGAAUAAGAAGAAGAAGAAACAAGGAUGCAACUAUAGUUAAGGUGUAA